Nicotiana tabacum (common tobacco) is the source of this 1938-nucleotide messenger RNA. Its product is annotated as beta-glucosidase 11. NCBI's taxonomy places the organism in Eukaryota, Viridiplantae, Streptophyta, Magnoliopsida, Solanales, Solanaceae. The record is from RefSeq and is a predicted model, not a curated record. Gene Ontology annotation, molecular function: beta-glucosidase activity. Gene Ontology annotation, biological process: carbohydrate metabolic process.
AUUUGCUUGUGCGAUGUCUAACACUUCAAAAUUGUUAGGGGAGGGGAAUUAAAAAAAAAAAAAAAAAAUCUCUUGCUGGAAAAUGUCCCAAUCAUACACUUCUACAUCAACGUUUUGUCCCUCUCUUUGCAAACUAUGGAAAAUGUCCCUAUCAUACACUUCCAUUGUUGUCUUAUUGUUGUCUUUCAUAGUUUACUGGAACUUAACAAAUAUAUGGGUCAAGAAAUACAAUAAGUUUUGAGGGUAUAUGUGGGUAAGAGGAGUUAAUAAUAGCCAUCCAUUAAGGAUGAUGCUUCAAAAUCUGCAAUCCAACUACUGUUUUCUGCUGCUGCUUGUUUCAAUCCAAUGUUUAUUGGUGAUAGUCUUUGGUACAGAUCACUAUAGCAGAGCUGACUUUCCCCCUGGUUUUGUUUUUGGUGCUGGAAUUUCUGCCUAUCAAGUUGAAGGGGAAGCAUUUGAAGAUGGAAGGACACCUAGCAUUUGGGACACUUUUGCUCAUGCUGGUUUUUCUGGUGGAGCCAAUGGAGACAUAGCAUGUGAUCUGUACCACAAAUACAAGGAAGAUGUCCUAUUUAUGGUCGACACAGGCUUAGAAGCCUACAGGUUCUCUAUUUCAUGGUCUAGACUUAUUCCUGGUGGAAGAGGACCUAUAAAUCCAAAGGGUUUACAGUUUUACAACAAUUACAUUGAUGAACUUAUCAGCCACGGUAUUCAACCACAUGUUACACUAUUUCACAGUGAUCUACCGCAGGUACUUGAAGAUGAAUACGGGGGAUGGUUAAGCCGAAAGAUUGUGAAGGACUUCACUGCAUAUGCAGAGGUAUGCUUCAAGGAAUUUGGUGACCGGGUGAUGUAUUGGACCACCAUUAACGAGGCCAAUAUAUUUGCGAUCGGAGGUUAUGAUAUUGGCAUCACUCCUCCGGGACGCUGUUCUCCACCUUUUGGAGUUAAUUGCUCUAGAGGGAAUUCGUCUACUGAGCCUUAUAUUGUUGUUCAUAACAUGUUACUUGCACAUUCAUCUGCAAUGAAAUUGUACAGGAGAAAUUACAAGUCCACCCAACAUGGUCUCGUGGGAUUUAAUAUAUAUGGUUUAUGGUGUGUACCUUACACAAAUUCAAGGGCUGAUGUAAAUGCAGCAGAAAGAGCCAAUGAAUUUUAUACUGGUUGGAUAAUGAAUCCUUUAAUAUUUGGAGACUAUCCCUCUGUAAUGAAGAAGGCUGCUGGGACAAGGAUUCCAAGCUUCACCAAAUAUGAAGCUAAGCUAGUUAUGGGCUCAGUUGAUUUCAUUGGCCUAAACCACUACACAACAGCAUCUGUUAAGGACAGGUCUUCCAGCAUUGAAAAGCAUAGCAGGGACUUUAGUGCUGACAUAGAAGCAGAUAUCUCACUCGGGGCAUUGGCAGCAGAUCAGUAUCCAGUUAUACCUUCUGGUCUUUAUGAAUUUCUGGAGUACUUAAAAGAAGCUUAUGGCAACCCGCCGAUUUACAUUCAGGAAAAUGCAGGUCAAAAGACUCGGCGUAAUGGUACACUAAAUGACACAGCAAGAAUAGAAUAUUUGCAUGCCUACAUUGGGAGUGUUCUUGACGCUGUAAGGAAUGGAUCGGAUACAAGAGGGUAUUUCGCCUGGUCCUUCUUAGAUGGUUUGGAGUUACUUGGUGGCUAUGGACCGAGCUAUGGCCUCUACUAUGUAGAUUUGGAUGACAAAGAAUUAACAAGGUAUCCAAAACUUUCCGCAUACUGGUACGCCAACUUCUUAAAGGGAAAAAGCUCCAUUACCAGUGCAGCUUCCAAGUAGGGGAAGCUUCCUAUCUACAAAUCCUAGUUUUGUUACUAAAUAUAAUUGGUUCUUCUGUAAUACGGUUUUAUCUGCACAAGAUGCUAGAUAUUUGUCAACCCUUCUCAAAUAAUAUGAUUAUACCUGCACAAAAUUCUCCAUUC